UAUUUAUUAAUUGAAAUAAAAUUCAUGCGCACUUCGCAUAAAAAUACACUAGAAAAAAUCUAGCAACAUCUUACUCUUCAUAGAGAACGUGACAUCUAUUAUUGACAGAUUAGAUUGGACAGACGAAGUGGACAGACGUAAUCUACGGGAUAAAAUAGUGGCGGAGCAAAAGAAAUUACGGAAUAGUCAGUGUUUGAGAAUAAAAAUAAAACAAAAUUGGAGAGUGUCGUCCGAUAGAGCAAAACAAUAAUUUUCGAGCAUAUUCUGCAAAAGAAAACGAAAGAUAAUCAGAAAAACAAACAAAUUUGCCAAGAAAAACUGCGAAAUAAACUUUGGUUUAAUUUUGUUUUAUUUAUAAAAUUUGUGUUAAUAAACUUUUAUCGUUUGACCACUGAGACGAGCUCUCUUUAAAUAAUUAUUAUGGAUAUACUGAAGAAAAUGUUCCAGCAAAACGAGGAAGAUGGAAAGGAAAGGGAUUCUCUGGCCAAAGAUGAAUUCCGUAAGCCUCAAUGGUUCGAAGAAGCUGAAACCGAUGAUGAGCUAUUUGACGAUGAUCGUAAAUUUGCUUUUCAAAUAUUCACCAAUCCCAUGGAACUGCAAAAGCAUUUUGAACGUCAAAUGCAGCAGAUAUUAGAGGCCGUAAGCGAAAUGGAAGGAGAUAAGGGUGUCGUUGUUGAGAAGAAUAUAAAGGAAAAUUACUUGAAACCCGGAUUUGAGAGUGAAAUUUUGAAGGAAUUUGAAAAUCAAAAAAAUUGUUAUUUUGAUACGGAUUUGGAUGGAGAGAUCUAUCCAGACCAGUUACAUUCUCUACUUCAAAGAUUUGCUAAUGGCGAGGGGGAAGUCAUAAAACAUCUAAAGGAUCCUGAAACUCCGGGGCAUAUUUUGCCACGCAAUGAUAAUAAAUCAUUUCGCAAUUGGAUGCACAAGCCGAAGUUAAGUGAUGAGGAAAUAAUCAUGGGGAAAAUUCAUGGAACCUUAGAUGAAGGUAACCAACAUAAACCUGCUCCUCCGCCCUCUAAUAUGAUGCCACGUCGCCCGGAUAUUAUGACCCCCAUGACGCCGAUGAUGCCGAGGGGAUCGUUUGGUGGUGGCGCCUUUGAAGGUGCCUAUCAUGGUCCUAAAAUGUUCAGUCAAAGUGUUAUGACUAAAACCAUACGCAAGCCAGAUGGAACGUAUGAAACUACAAAAAUUACCCAAGACUCCCAGGGUAAUAAAACAACAACUGUAACACGUACGGUAGAUGGUAAAACUGAAACAAAAACAACUCACGAUGGCAUUGGUGGCACCAAAAACGAGGUUAUGCUGCAAUCGCCUCAAGAAGCUCAAGUCUAUUCGGACCGCAAUGUGUAUGUAUCCAAAGAAGGAUAUGCCUUACCACGGAAUCUCUGGUGACCAGUGGUUGGCCAAUUGCAGAUAACUGAUAAUUUGCAAAAUACUACUACUAUUAUUAUUAUCAUCACAACUAAUAUGCAGCAGCAGCAGCAAAAAGAAACCUUGCGUAAAGCCCCUCUAUUUAUGGACACUUCAUUAGCUCUUAUUGUAGUUAUUAUUGUAGUAAUGAAGGCUUUAGCUUCUUCUAAAUCAACAGCCACAGCAACUAUUUAUUUAUCAACUACACCCGUCGUCGUCGUCGUCAUCGUCUCCAACGAUGUUUUAGUUUAUAGAUUACCACGUAUUUGGUGUUUUAGAUGAAGAAAAUCUUAUUGAGAAACACAGUAUGAAUUCAAAAGCCGUAGAAACUAAACGGACAUUUUACUGCUACUACUACUACUACUACAAUUUGUUACAAAAUAAUAAUGACUUUUUUCAGUUUAAAGGUGAAACAAAAUCAGUCAUUGUCGUUUUUGUUAAAAAUUGUAUUAAUAUUGUUUGAAGCGUCUCACAUAUCGAUCGAGAUACAUCGGUGAUGAUGCAUUGUACUUUGUGAUGGGAUGCCGCGCAUGCACCGCCCCAUCUUUUGUGCAGCAGCAAUCCAACAAGCAACCAACAACACUUGAGAUAACGAAGCAACAACGUAUGAACGAAUGCAAUAUGAACUGUAGAAGAUAUUUAUAUAUAUUUUUUCGAAUUACAAAAUACUCUACGUUCUCAUAUGAUUUGUAUAAUUUCUGUUAACCCCAAGACAGGUUUGAAUGGGUAUCUGAAUGAAAUCCCUCAUCCAGCAUAGUUCGGUUCGGAGAAGUGGAAAUGUUAAUGUAUUCAAAGAAGGCAGCAAAAGGAUGGAAAAUUAUUCCCAGAAGAUAGAACUUUGUGGCUUUUUACACAUUGACACACACACAUACAUAUAUGAUUUAUGUAGAACAGCAAACCAAAGUUUUGAUGUGUAUUUUAAUGUUAUCGUUUCUAAGAUUUCAAUCAUUGUAAGCGACAAAAACAAACAGCCAUUCUCAUGAAUAUCAGCUAAAGACAUUCACGCGCAUACAGUCAAUCAAUCGUCUGUCGUCUCAAUAACGAAACAAAACGCUCAUCUAAAAUACCAAAAACAAAAUCCAUUAUCAUUACUAAAAGUAAAUGACAUUUUUAAGUAUAAAUCUCUCUUUCCCUUUAUAAAAACAUAUUGAUGUUAAACUAUUAUUUGAAAUAUCUCUUAAUAAAACGAAGCUCUUUAAUCCCUUAAAAA
This is a messenger RNA of Stomoxys calcitrans (stable fly), 2620 nucleotides long. RefSeq lists its product as uncharacterized. The coding region runs from base 421 to 1392 and encodes 323 amino acids. Gene Ontology annotation, cellular component: actin cytoskeleton; apical plasma membrane; clathrin-coated vesicle. The transcript is spliced from 5 exons. Lineage: Eukaryota; Metazoa; Arthropoda; Insecta; Diptera; Muscidae. The record is from RefSeq and is a predicted model, not a curated record. Gene Ontology annotation, biological process: regulation of actin filament polymerization; negative regulation of apoptotic process.